Arabidopsis thaliana (thale cress) is the source of this 820-nucleotide messenger RNA. It is a transcript of the gene DHNAT1, whose product is annotated as Thioesterase superfamily protein. The record is from RefSeq and is marked reviewed. The transcript is spliced from 2 exons. Lineage: Eukaryota; Viridiplantae; Streptophyta; Magnoliopsida; Brassicales; Brassicaceae. Gene Ontology annotation, biological process: phylloquinone biosynthetic process. Bases 139 to 609 code for a protein of 156 amino acids. Gene Ontology annotation, cellular component: peroxisome.
AAAACCCAUUUCAUCGAAAUUUCCACUUGACGUUAAUCCCAACUACCACCAAUUCAAUCCAUUUCUCAAACUCUCUUAUCAUCUCUAACACACCCACCCUACCUACCUCCAUCUCUCUCUCUGCAACAGAGCACAAAAAUGGAUUCUGCAUCGUCCAACACCAAAGCUAUAGACCCUCCACUUCACAUGUUGGGUUUCGAGUUCGAUGAAUUAUCUCCGACACGUAUCACAGGUCGCCUUCCUGUUUCUCCCGUCUGCUGCCAGCCUUUCAAGGUGUUACACGGUGGUGUAUCUGCUUUGAUAGCCGAGUCUUUAGCAAGUAUGGGAGCUCACAUGGCUUCUGGUUUCAAAAGGGUCGCUGGAAUUCAACUCUCAAUCAACCAUUUGAAGAGUGCUGAUCUUGGAGACCUUGUCUUCGCCGAAGCAACUCCUGUAAGCACAGGGAAGACUAUUCAGGUUUGGGAAGUCAAGUUAUGGAAAACAACACAGAAAGAUAAAGCUAACAAAAUCUUAAUAUCUUCCUCUAGAGUUACACUUAUCUGUAAUCUACCUAUCCCUGAUAACGCCAAAGAUGCAGCAAACAUGCUCAAAAUGGUCGCAAAGUUGUAGAUUUCUUCAGGCUUUUUUGUUUUACUUGUAUUGUAUGUAAUGACCCAUCUUCUCGAAAUUGAUAAUAAGCUUAAAGUGGAUAAGACAGUGAUAACAAAAUGUCUUGGAUUUGUGAAUGUUACCUUGUUUCUUGCAACAGAAACUCCUCUACUGUCCUCAACAGGAAAAUGACUUUGUCUCUCCUUGAUCAAGAAUGGACAAUUUUUCAUCU